Manis javanica (Malayan pangolin) is the source of this 4119-nucleotide messenger RNA. The record is from RefSeq and is a predicted model, not a curated record. Lineage: Eukaryota; Metazoa; Chordata; Mammalia; Pholidota; Manidae.
AGCUGAGAAAUUUCUAUCGAGAGUUAAGGGAAAGUUGGGACAACUCUUCUGUUUGUUAAAUUAAAUUUUACUGAGGCUGGUUAUUUUUGUUUCCCGAAGACAGGAUUUAAACUUUGCACUCAAAGGGCUCCAUACCUGAAAACAAUCAUGGAGUGGAAAAUACUUCCCAUUCACUUGCUGUUUCUUUCUGUUUCCUUGAUUCAGCAAGUUUCUACUCAAGAUGUAUCAAGCUGUGCAGGGAGAUGUGGGGAAGGGUAUUCUAGAGAUGCCUCCUGCAACUGUGAUUAUAACUGUCAACACUACAUGGAGUGCUGCCCUGAUUUCAAGAGAGUCUGCACUGUGGAGCUUUCCUGUAAAGGCCGCUGCUUCGAGUCCUUUGCAAGAGGGAGGGAGUGUGACUGUGACUCCGAAUGUAAGAAGUACGGCAAAUGCUGUUCCGAUUAUGAGAGUUUUUGUGAAGAAGUGCAUAAUCCCACACCACCACCAUCUUCAAAGACGGCACCUCCGCCUCCAAGAGCAUCUCAAACCAGGAAAGCAACAACCAAACGUUCUCCCAAAUCAAAAAAGAAGACUAAGAAAGUUAUAGAAUCAGAGGAAAUAACAGAAGAACAUUCUGUUUCUGAAAAUCAAGAGUCUUCCUCCUCCUCUUCCUCUUCCUCAACUAUUCGGAAAGUCACGUCUUCCAAAAAUUCAGCUGCUAAUAAAGAAUUAAAGAAGAAACCCAAAGUAAAAGAUAAGAAGGAAAGAACUCCUAAAAAGAAACCUAUCCUAGAACCACCAGUUGUAGAUGAAGCCGGAAGCGGACUGGACAAUGGAGAUAUGAAGCUCACCCCAACUCCUAACAUUCCUACUCCUCGGCACGGCAAAGUUACUGCAUCUCCCAAGAUUACAACAGUGAAACCAAAAAAUCUUAAACCCAGUCUUCCACCUAAUUCUGUUACAUCCAAAGAAACAUCUUCCACAACCAGUAAGGAGACAACAGUUGAAACUAAAGAGACUUCUGUAACAAACAAACAGACUUCAACUCGUGCAAAAGAGAAGACUACUUCAGCUAAAGAGACACGAAAUGCAGAAAAAACAUCUGCUGAAGAUUUUGCACCUACAUCAGCAGUUCCUACUAAACCUACAACGAAAGCCAAAACUACAACCAAAUCCCCUACUCCAACCACCCCCAAGGAGCCUGCACCCACCAUUGCCGAGGGGCCUGCACCCAGCACCCCCAGGAAGCCUGCUCCCACUAUUCCCAAGGAACCUGCACCCAGGACCCCAAAGGAUCCUGUACCCAGGACCCCCAAGGAGCCUUCCACCAGCACCCCUAAGAAGCCUGCUCCCAAAACUCCCAAGGAACCUGCACCCAGGACCCCCAAGGAUCCUUCUGCCAGCACUACCAAGGAGCCUGCUUCUAGCACCCCCAAGGGGUCUGCACUCAAUACCCCCAAGGAGCCUGCUCCCAGCACCCCCAAGGAGCCUGCACCCAGCACCCCCAAGGAGCCUGCUCCCAGCACCCCAAAGGAGCCUGCUCCCAGUACCCCCAAGGAGCCUGCUCUUAGCACCCCCAAAGAGCCUGCUCCCAGGGACCCCAAGGACCCUGCUCCCACCACCCCCAAGGAGCUUGCUCCCAGCACCCCCAAGGAGCCUGCACCCAGCACCCCCAAGGAGCCUGCUCCUAGCACCCCAAAUGAGCCUGCUCCCAGUACCCCCAAGGAGCCUGCUCUUAGCACCUCCAAAAAGCCUGCUCCCAGGGACCCCAAGGACCCUGCUCCCACCACCCCCAAGGAGCCUGCACCCAGCACCCCCAAGGAGCCUGCUCUUAGCACCCCUAAGGAGCCUGCUCCCAGGGACCCCAAGGAGCCUCCCCCCAGUACCCCCAAGGAGCCUCCCCCCAGUACCCCCAAGGAGCCUGCUCCCAGGGACCCCAAGGAGCCUGCCCCUAGCACCCCCAAAGAGCCUGUACCCAGCACCCCCAAGGAGCCUGCUCCCAGCACCCCCAAGGAGCCUGCUCUCAGCACCCCUAAGGAGCCUGCCCCCAGUACCCCCAAGGAGCCUGUACCCAGCACCCCCAAGGAGCCUGCUUCCAGGGACCCCAAGGAGCCUGGUCCCAGGGACCCCAAGGAGCCUGGUCCCAGGGACCCCAAGGAGCCUGCUCCCAGGGACCCCAAGGAGCCUGCUCCCACCACCACCAAGGAGCCUGCUCUCAGCACCCCCAAGGAGCCUGCUCCCACCACCCCUAAGGAACAGGAUCCCACCACCCUCAAGGAGCCCUUACCCACUACCACCACCACCAAGGGGCCUGCACCAACCCCCUCUAAGGAACAGAAUCCCAGCACCCCCAAGGAGCCUGCUCCCAGCACCCCUAAGGAACAGGAUCUCACCACCCUGAAGGAGCUUGUACCCACCACCACUAAGGGGCCCACUCCCACCACUCCCAAGGAGCCCACCUCCACCGCCAAGAGGCCUACUCCCAGUUCUCCUGAGACAGCGGCUUCAACCAUGUCAGAGGCCUUUACUCCAACCACCACGGUGGAGCCUCCCACUACUUCCAGGAACCCUGCUGAAUCAACUGAGUUUCCUGCAGCAUCUACACCAAAGGCCCAUGAAAACAGUCCCAAGGAGCCUGCUGUACCUACAACAAAGGCUCCUAAAGUGACCAAACCUGAAAUGACCACAGCAGUUAAAGACAAAACAACAGAAAAAGACACACAUACUACACCUGGAGUAACAGCCGCUGUACCUAAGACUACAACAGAACACACAGCGAGGCCUACAGAAGGAAAGACUGCUGAAUCUCAAACAAGUCCAACCACGCAGGUAACCUCCACCACCAGUGAGGACACUACGUCACUCAGAAUCACUCUUAGAGCAACAACUCCUACACCCGAUGUCGCAAUGUCUGCAACAAAGAUGGCUCCUGCGACAGAAGAGACGGUGAGUGACCCUGAAGGAACAGCUACUCCCAAACGAACAGCUGUUAAAUCUCAAGCGACAACUCCUAAGUCCCCAAAGCCAACCAAAGCCCCCAGAAAGCCCACUUCUACCAAAAAGCCCAAAGUAAGAAAACCAAAGACCACAUCAGCCCCUCCACAGACAACGGGAUCGCCUGGGCCUCAGUCAAACCCUACCCCUUCAGCAGGAGCCAGGAUUCAGGCCACCACCAGCCCUAACCUAAUGCCUAAGUCAGAAAUAGCUGGAGGAAAUCCGAAGAAUGGAGAUGCGGUUGCUGCUGGAGAAACAUCUCACGUGGUUCCCAGGCGUCCCGAGUUAACCCCUAUAGUUAUUCCAGGCACGGAUUUCUUGGUGAGCAGACACAGACAAGGCAUUAGCAUCGACCCCAUACUUUCAGAUGAGACUAAUUUAUGCAAUGGUGUGCCAGUAGAUGGACUGACUACUUUGCACAAUGGGACAUUAGUUGCAUUUCGAGGUCAUUAUUUCUGGAUGCUAAGUCCACUCAGUCCACCAUCUCCACCUCGUAGAAUUACUGAAGUUUGGGGUAUUCCCUCCCCCAUUGAUACUGUUUUUACUAGAUGCAACUGUGAAGGAAAAACUUUCUUCUUUAAGGGUUCUCAGUACUGGCGUUUCACCAAUGACAUAAGAGAUGCAGGGUAUCCCAAACAAAUUGUAAAAGGAUUUAGAGGACUAAACGGAAAAAUAGUGGCAGCUCUCUCAAUAGCUAAAUACAAGACGAGACCUGAAUCUGUAUAUUUUUUCAAGACAGGUGGCAGCGUUCAGCAGUACAUUUAUAAACAGGAACCCAUCAAAAAGUGCACUGGAAGAAGGCCUGCUAUAAAUUAUCCAGUGUAUGGAGAAAUGACACAGGUUAGGAGACGUCGCUUUGAACGUGCGAUAGGACCUUCUCAAACACACACCAUCAGAAUUCACUAUUCACCCAUCAGAGUCACUUAUCAAGACAAAGUAUCAUCAACAGAUUUCCUUCAUGAUGAAGUUAGAGUGAGUUCACUGUGGAGAGGAUUUCCAAAUGUGGUUACUUCAGCAAUAGCACUGCCCAAUGUCAGAAAACCUGAUGGCUUUGAUUACUAUGCAUUUUCUAAGGGUAAGUUACUAAGUAAAAUCUUAAUAGCUUUCUCAAAAAUGAGAACUAAUCUCUGAAAUAUGAGUAUAAUC